UCUUGCGCACAGCUUUCCCUUGCGCUCCUGAUUUUGGGAGCCCAGGCAAUGAUGGGACCAGGUCUGCUGGAAGUUGUUUGGACAGACUGGCUUCUUCAUUGAGCAAAACGUGAAUAUUUCCCGGAGUCGUUCUGCUGUGAUUUGUGAAUGUUGGCAGUGGGAUGGGCUCCAAAAGCUUUCUGUGCCUGCUGCUCUGUGUGGCUGCCCUGGCACGUUCUGCUGUCCGCAGUGAGGAUAAUGACAAUGAAGUGUACAGCUGGUCCCGACGGAGCCUCCCGGUGCUACUGGACAGACACACAGAGCUUUUAAACACCCCUCUGUUCAAGGGGCUGGAGGAGGAUGAGGAGCGAGGACGAGCAGAGACAUUGUGUGGGAUUGAGUGUCAGAGUGCGCUACCACCUAUGAGCCAACCUGAACAAGAGAGGAUUCUGGGAUAUGAGACGAUGUACGCAAACGGCACACGUACACAGACGGAGAUCACAUUGCAGGGCUUUAACAACACAGCUGCACGUACACCUGCCCGUACAUCAGCACACAUCCGCAAGAAACGUCAAGUUUACGGCGCAGAUGGGCGCUUUGUGAUCUCUGACUCGCAGUUCAUCACCAACUACCCGUUCUCCAGUGCGGUUCGCCUCUCGACAGGGUGCUCCGGAGUCUUAGUAUCCCCAAAACAUGUGCUAACAGCAGCCCACUGCGUCCACGAUGGGAGGGAUUACCUAGGAGGAGUCAGAAAGCUCAAAGUUGGGUUGCUGCAGCUCAAGACUAAAAGGGGAAGAGGAGGAAGGAGGAGAGGAGGACGGCGGAGAGGUGGGAGGAGAGGAGAGGGGGAGACAGGUGAGGAGAAAACACGGGAGCAGGUAGUAGAGGAGGGUGAGGAGCAGAAUAGAAUAGAUGGAGAUGUGGCAGGAGAAAGAAAGGGAGGGAAAGGUAGAAGGCAGAGAGGAAGGAAAGGAGGCGAGGAGGGAACAGCUGAUCAGGGAAACAUAGAUGAAACAGAGAGGGGAGGAACACAAAGUCUCAACCGCAUACGACGCAGCGCUGAAGCCAAAAAGCAGCCUGUUUUCCGUUGGUCGCGGGUUAAACAAAUGCACAUCCCUAAAGGCUGGAUCCACACCGACAGCUCAGCCAACUCUGUGUCCCCUGACUAUGAUUACGCCCUUCUGGUGCUCAAGCGGCCCGUCAAACAGAAGCACAUGGAGCUUGGAGUCGCACCUUCUCCAAAGUCUCUGGCAAGGAUUCACUUCUCAAGCUACGAUGCUGACAAAAGCCUGCUGGACGGGAGCGGAGACGAAAAAGUGGUUUACCGUUUUUGCUCGGUGACAGAGGAGUCGAACGACCUCAUGUACCAGCACUGUGACGCCCAGCGCGGCGCCACUGGUGCAGGCGUCUACAUCCGUCUCAGACAGGAACUAGGGGGCAGGAAAGGGAAGUGGCAGAGGAGGGUGAUUGGCGUAUUCUCAGGGCAUCAGUGGGUGGAGUUGGAGGAAGGCAAGGAGGUGGACUUUAAUGUUGCAGUGAGGAUCACACCACCCAAAUAUGCUCAAAUCUGCCACUGGAUCCAUGGAGAUCCCAGCCUCUGUAGAGAGGUUUGAGACUGGGAAGCAGUGGAUCUACAGGAGCUCUGCGAAAGAUCCGGGCUUCGAUUCAAAAUGUAUCAUAGAUCAGAAGUGCUGAUCUGAAACCAGCUUACCUCUUCAAUUAUAGAAAGACCUGUGAUUCAAGAUUGAUACACUAAUGUUACGGUUUAUGAAUCUUGGGCCUAUCUCAGCUCAUGCAAUAAUCCUUAUAGUAAGUCAAAGAAGACACAAGUUGUA
Myripristis murdjan (pinecone soldierfish) is the source of this 1814-nucleotide messenger RNA. Its product is annotated as serine protease 23-like. Gene Ontology annotation, biological process: proteolysis. The transcript is spliced from 2 exons. NCBI's taxonomy places the organism in Eukaryota, Metazoa, Chordata, Actinopteri, Holocentriformes, Holocentridae. Bases 162 to 1592 code for a protein of 476 amino acids. The record is from RefSeq and is a predicted model, not a curated record. Gene Ontology annotation, molecular function: serine-type endopeptidase activity.